Molecule: messenger RNA, 477 nt
Organism: Cucurbitaria berberidis CBS 394.84
Lineage: Eukaryota; Fungi; Ascomycota; Dothideomycetes; Pleosporales; Cucurbitariaceae
Exons: 2
Coding region: 193-477 (94 amino acids)
Source: RefSeq, a predicted model, not a curated record
AUUUUAUAUCUACAGAAGCAAUCUAGCUCGUACGGCUCUACUCAUCGUGAUACAAUCCCUCGGGCGGAGGCACGCCAUACCAGACCCAGUUUGUCCUCCGGAUCAGGAUCAGGCAUCUGGCAAUAGCCAUCAUACCGCCACCAUUGCCGACCCUGGAUAUCCUUCUCCUACACAGCGAUAUGGACCUUGUCUAUGUCCGUCGCCACUGCCAACACUGCCGGGCACACCAAGAAGGUCACCACCAAUGCUUUCUUGCUCAUCGGGUAUUGCCUGGGCAACUUCAUUGGUCUAUUCUUCUUCCUCGCUAAGCAGGCGCCACAGUAUGAGCUGGGUGUUGGUAUGAUGUUCUUCUGCAUUGGAAUCCAGGUUGCUCUCUAUUGUCGGAAUCUGGGUGCUGCUUUGGGAAAGGAACAAGUCAAGGGCGGUUAUUUCAAACUCGUAAUUGAUCAGGUGCUCGAUAUAGGACUAUUGGAGUAA